AGCAGAGUCAAUCAUAGAGGUAGAGGACCGGAGUUGAGCUAGAUUCUUCAGGUCCCAGCCACCAUAGAAAAAUUUCAAACAAAGACGGCUAAUAUGAAUCGGAUUCUUCUCUCCGACCAAAACCCAAUUAUUCCGCCACCUCUAUCUAUCUCUGUGUUUUCAACAAAAUCGAUUCCUUUACCUGUUCUUUUCCUCUUUGGCUUUUCAUUCUCUGUGAUUCAAAUACAUUCCGUCAUGCUUCUGUAGUUGGUCCUAAAUAACUCCAAAACUUGACUGACUUCUAUGGACAAUUCAGUUCUUACAAAUCCCACAAAUACUGAAAUUCCGGUCGAUCUCUUUGUCUCCAAGAAACAUCCAGGCCUGCCACGUGGCGACUUGGGUUUCCUAGAUUCCGCUGGUAACGUAGUUUUCAAGGUCACCCAUCAAUCUCUGAAGUCAUCAUCCAAUAAGCGCGUGUUGCUUGAUGCCGCUGGAAAUCCUCUGCUUACUUUGUGCCUCAGUAAUAGUGGAUGUUGGCUAGGAUAUAAGGGCGGUCAAGCUGAGGAGAAUCAGUUCAUAUUUAGAGUGCAGAGAACGAAAAACAAACUUACUCGAAUUGAGCUGGAGGUGUUUAUUGGUGGUGAGAUUUCAACAGAGGCAACCUGUGAUUUUAAAGUGAAAGGGUUCCCGUUCCAAAAAUCAUGCAGCAUCUAUAGCGGCAAUGACAUAGUUGCUCAGACUAGUCUUAUGUACAAAUUGCACCAGCCUUUUCCCAAGAGGGGAAAAUUUCGAUUGACCAUCUUUCCUGGAUCUGUCGAUCAUGCAUUGGUUGCAGCCUUAAUUGUAAUAUUUCUUGAUUGAUUAGAGACUAUAGAAGAACUUUAAGGAAAAAUUUGAGUAUUCUCCACACGAAAAUUGAAAAAGGUCAAUCUCUGAACUUCCCUUAAAGGUGAUGAAGAAAUAGAUCAAAUGUAUCCUCACUACAUAUACCUUUGAAUUGUUCUAGUUCUAGAUUUUCUUUGCCUUAUUUUAGUUCAGUUUAGCAGAAAAUGGUGUUUGAUGAAGAGUUAAUUAGAAGAGUAUAAAACACCAUAUCCAUUACAGUGAUUAUACUAUUGAAAUAAUACUUACUGUGAUUUGCUGAUUC
Molecule: messenger RNA, 1126 nt
Organism: Rosa chinensis
Lineage: Eukaryota; Viridiplantae; Streptophyta; Magnoliopsida; Rosales; Rosaceae
Product: protein LURP-one-related 7
Exons: 3
Coding region: 283-840 (185 amino acids)
Source: RefSeq, a predicted model, not a curated record